Molecule: messenger RNA, 684 nt
Organism: Aspergillus udagawae
Lineage: Eukaryota; Fungi; Ascomycota; Eurotiomycetes; Eurotiales; Aspergillaceae
Exons: 2
Coding region: 1-684 (227 amino acids)
Source: RefSeq, a predicted model, not a curated record
AUGGCAAAUUCAACACGACAAUGUUAUUUUCCUAACGGUACUCCAUCUGGUGAUGUCCCGUGCUCCUCCGAUGAGGCGACUGGAUGUUGCACCUCAGGGGAUAUAUGCCUAUCAAACGGAAUUUGUCUGAACGUUGCCCAUCAACCCUACGUGGCGUCUCGGGGGAGUUGCACAGACAAAGAAUGGGGUAAUGGAUGUCCACGGUACUGCAAGGACGUCAAUCGGGACGGAGGCUGCUCCAUCAUUAACCUCACCUACAUAAACGGUAUAGCGACAUAUUGCUGCGGCACUCCUAUCACAAAUGGGACGAAUGUCAUCUGUCCAGAAGGAAUGGACAGCUUCCAGAUCGCAACGGGGCACGCACUAACCGGCGUGGCUCUCUUGAGCAAUGUUUCCUCAUCGCCAGCAACAACGGCACCUUCUUCCUCGGAUACGGCGGCACAAUCUUGUCAUGAUACUGCGAUUGGAGCUGGAGUGGGAGUUCCCCUGGGAGUCAUCGCGUUGAUGGCACUGACAUGGGCGCUGUUCGAACGAAAAGCGAGACGAGCAAUGCGGACACAAGUACCGCAAACCGUAGUAGUGUCAGACGACAAGCACGCGCCAUAUACGCGCAAUCAUAACGGGCCCCCUUCAGAACUACCGCAAACACGCGAUGUUGCUGAACUCAUGGAUAGGAAUGAAUAA